Messenger RNA from Penicillium odoratum, 1713 nucleotides. Its product is annotated as gamma-glutamyltransferase family protein. NCBI's taxonomy places the organism in Eukaryota, Fungi, Ascomycota, Eurotiomycetes, Eurotiales, Aspergillaceae. The coding region runs from base 1 to 1713 and encodes 570 amino acids. The transcript has 4 exons. The record is from RefSeq and is a predicted model, not a curated record.
AUGCCUGUUACAUUUUCACCAUUUGCUAGUAGACGAAGUGCAGUGCACAGUAUUAAUGGAAUUGUUGCUUGCACUCAACCGUUAGCAGCAAUAGCCGGCCAGAGUAUCCUUCGACGAGGAGGCAAUGCCGCCGAUGCUGCUAUUACCGUUGCUGCAUGUCUCAAUGUUACCGAGCCCUGGUCCACCGGAAUCGGAGGCGACAUGUUUUGUCUCUUCUACGAUGCACAGAAGAAAAAGGUCGAAGCAAUCAAUGGGUCUGGAAGAGCGCCUGCCAGCAUCACUCUGCAGGAGGUCCGACGAAAGCUCGGCAUGGUGAAUAAUCAGCCCGGUGGCAUUCCACUCACAAGUGUUUGUGCUGUCACGGUUCCAGGGGCGGCGGCGGGUUGGAUUGAUACCGUGGAGAGAUUUGGGAGCAGGAGACUUUCACUGAAGGAGAUCCUGGAACCAGCGAUAGAAUUGGCCGAGAAGGGGUUUCCUGUGUCGGAGAUAUCUGCCUACUAUUGGAAAGUCAAUGAACAAUCCCUUCGAGACGCAUCCCCUAACUUUAAAGAGAUGCUCAAAAAAGACUCUACCGCAACAGAUGGGGUCAGGGCUCCCCGGGUAGGAGAGAUAAUGAAGAUGCCGGCUUUGGCGAAUACAUUCCAUCAGUUGGCAUCCGAAGGCAAAGAUGGUUUUUAUUCUGGGCGGAUAGCCAAGGCAAUUGCAAAAGUCAUGCAAGACCUUGGAGGGUAUCUCUCAGAGGCGGAUCUCAAGUACCACGCAGAAAGAGGCAGUGACAGCGUGGAUCCGGUAUCAUUACGCUUCACACCAGAGAGCAAGCAGAGUAUUGAUAUCUGGGAACAUCCACCAAACGGCCAAGGCAUAAUAGCACUCAUGGCACUUGGGAUGAUCCAAGAACUCGAAAAAACAGGGACCCCGAUUCCUCCCCACAACUCAGCAGAGUAUUUGCACCUGCUGAUAGAAGUCUUGCGAAUCGCCUUCACUGAUGGUACAUGGUGGAUAUCCGACCCUGAUUUCAACACCGCGCCAGACCUGCUUUCAUCCUUGUAUCUCGCAGAGCGCGCACGUCUGUACAAUCCCAACCAGGCAUCUGGAGUUCUUGAUCAUGGCAGUCCUGCGCUCCGAUCAAGUGACACGGUAUACUUUGCCGUGACGGACGCCCACGGGAACGCCGCAUCAGUCGUGAAUAGUAAUUACCACGGUUUUGGAAGCGGUAUCAUCCCCGCAGAUUGUGGAUUUACACUUCAAAGUCGGGGUGCGAACUUCUUACUCGAACCGGGGCACCCCAAUGCGCUAGAACCUGGGAAACGACCAUAUCACACUAUUAUUCCGGCUAUGGCGACAAAUCCUGACGGAUCGCUUCACUCGGUGUUUGGGGUUAUGGGUGGUUUUAUGCAGCCGCAGGGUCAUGUGCAGGUCUUGAUGAAUAUGUUGGUGUUUGGGAUGAGUCCGCAGGAAGCUCUGGAUGCGCCGCGAAUGUGUCUUGGAGUUGGGACCUCUAGUGAUGGAUGGAAUGUCGAUGUCGAGGAAGGGAUAAGCUCGGAAGCAAUUCAUGGGUUGCGGAGGCGAGGACAUCGAGUUGAGGUUAGAACGGGGUGGCAACGGGAUUUAUUCGGUAGAGGGCAGAUCAUUCGUAUGGAAAUGGAGGAUGGUCAAAGGGUUUUUAGUGCAGGGAGUGAUCCGAGAGGUGAUGGCAUGGCAGUUCCUAUGUGA